AUGUCAAAAAAAGUAGCAAGUGACGAUAUCUUCAAAGGUAACAACGUCGAGAAAAUUAAUUCAGAACUAUUCACACUCACUUAUGGUUCCCUUGUUGCACAACUAUGUCGAGAUUUCAAUAACAAUUAUCACGAGGUUAACAAUCAGCUUGAUAAGAUGGGUUACAACAUUGGCCUUCGAUUAAUUGAGGAAUUUCUUGCCAAAACCGGAGUGAGACGAUGCUCAACAUUUAAGGAGACUGCUGACAUAAUCUCAAAAUUGGGAUUCAAACUAUUCCUCAAUAUCCAACCCGCGGUAGAGAAUUGGUCACUGGAUCUGAGAUCAUGUACGUUGGUAAUACCUGAUCCUAAUCCUUUAACUGAGUUUGUUGAUUUACCAGUAACUGCAGACCCCAAGAUUGCAAAAGAGUUAUGGUACUCACAAGUUUUGUGUGGUGUAUUGAGGGGCGCAUUACAAAUGGUGCAGUUGGAUUGCGAUGUGUAUUUUUUGAAGGAUAGAUUGAGAGGCGACGACAGGACGGAGAUGAGACUCAAGUUGAACAAGAUUUUGAAAGACGAGGUCCCGGCCGGAGAGGAUUAA
This is a messenger RNA of Lodderomyces elongisporus, 579 nucleotides long. Its product is annotated as TRAPP complex core subunit. The coding region runs from base 1 to 579 and encodes 192 amino acids. Gene Ontology annotation, cellular component: cis-Golgi network membrane; cytosol; TRAPP complex. The transcript has 2 exons. Gene Ontology annotation, biological process: endoplasmic reticulum to Golgi vesicle-mediated transport; intra-Golgi vesicle-mediated transport. NCBI's taxonomy places the organism in Eukaryota, Fungi, Ascomycota, Pichiomycetes, Serinales, Debaryomycetaceae. The record is from RefSeq and is a predicted model, not a curated record.